This is a messenger RNA of Rhinichthys klamathensis goyatoka, 1389 nucleotides long. RefSeq names its product cold inducible RNA binding protein a (gene cirbpa). The transcript is spliced from 7 exons. Gene Ontology annotation, molecular function: RNA binding. The record is from RefSeq and is a predicted model, not a curated record. Lineage: Eukaryota; Metazoa; Chordata; Actinopteri; Cypriniformes; Leuciscidae. Gene Ontology annotation, biological process: positive regulation of mRNA splicing, via spliceosome. The coding region runs from base 118 to 705 and encodes 195 amino acids. Gene Ontology annotation, cellular component: spliceosomal complex.
CUCAGGGGUAUAUAAGAGGCGCGCGGCUCGUUCCUGCGUCUCUGGAGUUCUGAAGGCGUUAGAGACGCACACACGCCAUUUCAUCCGCCCGCUACUACUGCGACAUCACAGCUCAGAAUGUCUGACGAAGGAAAGCUGUUUAUCGGCGGGUUGAGUUUCGACACCACCGAACAGUCGCUAGAAGACGCCUUCUCCAAAUAUGGCGUCAUCACCAACGUGCAUGUGGCCCGAAACAGAGAAACCAACAAAUCCCGAGGAUUCGGCUUUGUGACUUUUGAGAAUCCAGAUGAUGCGAAGGAUGCGCUGGAAGGAAUGAAUGGAAAGUCGGUGGAUGGGCGUACGAUCCGCGUGGACGAGGCCGGGAAGGGUGGCGGCGGAGGAGGAGGCCGGUCCGGUGGAGGAUCAUACAGAGGAGGAGGAGGGGGAAGAGGAGGUGGGGGUUUCUUCAGGGGAGGCCGAGGAAGAGGAGGUUCGAGAGGCGGUGGGGGAUACGGCGGUGGAGACCGCGGUUACGGCAGCAGCGACCGUAGUUACGGCGGAGACCGAAGCUACAGCGGCGGCUACAAGAGUGGAGGCGGCGGUGGAGGAGGAUACUCCUCUGGGGGGGGUGGUGGAGGAGGCUACAACAGGGACAGGAGUUCCAGUUACGGCGAUCGAGGCGGCUCUUACAGAGAUAGCUAUGAUAGCUAUGCUGUACAAGAGUAAAACCCAAGACCCGACACGACACUGGCCGAGCGUUUCUAAAGACUCAUGGAUCUAUUCUUGGAUUUUGUUUUGUAGCUGUUCUCCCUGUUUCUGUUCUGUUCUUGUACUUUAAGAAAAGGCCGUUUCUGUUCAUCAAGCCGUGAACGAAUGAAUGUUCACGUUUCACGAAGAGCGCCGACUGGUUCCUCCACCUUUAAACGUUAUAUUUGACCAAUGUCCACUGUCCCUGUGGGUCCCUGUGCUUCACGGGGAGUAAGAGUGUGUUUGCUCAACGAAGCCUCUGUUUAUUCCAUUACUGUUCCAGUAGAUCUAGUCUCUCAUUAAGAGAACGGCUCCUUUUGUUACUUUGCUAAGCCAGGCAUUGAUUUGUCCAUGUCCAGUUUCCAAAAAGUGAAUUCCUUUCCGCCUGGUGGCCGUCGCUGCUGUUCUCGAGGGUCUGUGUCUCUGCUCGACGCCUGCAUUUUAAUCAUGGACUCUUGACUAAUAUAUAUAUCGCAUAUUUACUUGAAAAGAGAACCAGAAAUUGUUAACAGUACACUCCAGAACUGGGAAAAAAUCCUUGUGCUCUUUGUUUUUUCUUUGUAUCAGAAUUUGACUCACUAUUUUGUUUUUAUUCUUUUUUUUUGUUUGUUGCUCUUCAAUUGUGGCUUCAUGGAGCCUAUUAAACGAAACGAUUUGUUCAAA